AUGAACGUAAAGGGAGCGGAAAUUACAUGUCCAAGCGAAUGUACGUGCCGUACAGCAUUUGACCCUGAAUUGGGUCAUAUAUUACGUAUAGUGUGCUCAAAAGGAGGCAUGCACAGUAUACCUGUAGAAUUUUUUGAUCGUAAUGCUAAAGUAAUUGUUAUAUCGGCCCCAAAAGAUCAUCCAAACUAUCUUACUAUUGGCCCAAUAUUUACUCAACCGACUCCGUUCGUCAAUCUUCGAGAAUUGCACAUCGUUAACUCUAACGUACCUUCUAUUGGACAGUAUUCAUUUUGGGGUCUCCAGCAUUUAAGACUGAUUAACCUUACAUACAACAAUCUAACAAGCAUCGGAGCUGAUAACUUUAGAGGACUUAUUAAUCUUAUAGAACUAAAUCUAGACCAUAAUAAUAUAGAACAUAUGCCUAGUGAAACUUUCAGGCAUUUAACAGCACUUAAUAAGUUGAUUUUAUCAAAUAACCAAAUAUCUACUUUGGUGCCAAGACUUUUUCGGAUGUUAGCAAAAUUAACAUUUUUGGAUCUCAGUGAUAACCCUUUAGAAGAUUUGAAUCCAGAAGUAUUCAAGGAUAUACAGCGUUUAAGGGUAUUUAAGUGUAGACGAUGCCUUUUGAGAUUAAUCAAUACCCAAAUUUACCAUCUAGUUGCUCAUUUGGAGGAAUUGGAUUUGGGCGAAAACCAGUUUAAAUAUUUAACUUCUGAUGAAUUUAUCAGUCUAAAAAAACUUAAGAAAUUAAGAUUAGAUGGCAACCAACUCUCGGUAAUUGUAGACAAUAUGUUUGGAAGAAAUCGUGAACUACGACUAUUAACCCUGGCACAUAACCGAUUAGCAUUACUAGCACCUGCUGCUCUUACAAAUUUAAGUUCCCUUGUUCAUUUAGACAUAAGUCACAAUAAAAUAGAUAGAUUUCAUUUGCAGACAUUUGCACCAGUUGUAGAAACAUUGAAAACUAUUAAUUUCAGUGGUAACAAUCUACCAUUGAAAGAAAUCGCUAUUGUAUUACAGAUUUUGCCAGAAAUACAUAACGUUGGCUUAGCGAAUUUAUCUUUGGAAGAAAUUCCUCCAAAUUUUUUUAUUUAUAAUUAUCAUAUUGUUGGAUUAGAUCUAUCAUGGAAUAAACUUACAAAGUUUCCUUACAAGCUACUUACUAAAACGAAAUUCCUUCAACGUUUAGAUCUGUCGCGUAACAAAAUUCAAGGUUUAGAUGAAGAAGAUUUACAAAGACUUGAAGCAAUAGCUCAUGUGGAUUUAUCAAAAAAUAGUUGGCGUUGCGAUCAGUGCUCUGUUGGAACAAUGCUUGUAUUUAUGACAACCACUGUCCUUAAUAGCACCAUUCGACAACUUGUUUGUUAUUCGCCUUUAAGAUUGCGCGGAACGAAAUUUGCUAAUUUAACAUUCAAUGUGUUGGAUCCAUGUCCAAGUACAUACGAAGCACAGAUGAGCGUAAUUGCAGGACUAAUGCUUCUCUGCAUCGCAGUCUUGGCAGCGGCUGCAGCUGUAUUAUGUUGUUCAAGGCGUCGUGCUGCCCAUUACUAUACAAAUGAAGCAAAACGUAGAGAACGCGAACAUGAACAUCCAGAAGAAUUGAUAAGUCAUACUGAAGUUGGUAGCGUAGCCACAAUUCACGCCCCUUAUCAUAUGGUGCCUAAAAGCAGCUAA
Molecule: messenger RNA, 1674 nt
Organism: Parnassius mnemosyne (clouded apollo)
Lineage: Eukaryota; Metazoa; Arthropoda; Insecta; Lepidoptera; Papilionidae
Source: the annotation of a GenBank genome assembly